Molecule: messenger RNA, 1851 nt
Organism: Acytostelium subglobosum LB1
Lineage: Eukaryota; Evosea; Eumycetozoa; Acytosteliales; Acytosteliaceae
Exons: 4
Biological process (GO): intracellular signal transduction; protein phosphorylation; regulation of MAPK cascade
Cellular component (GO): cytoplasm
Molecular function (GO): protein serine/threonine kinase activity; ATP binding
Source: RefSeq, a predicted model, not a curated record
AGUGAGCGAGUGAACAGGGAUAUGCAUCGCUCCAAUUAUAUACUCACACAGCUUGGUGGACAGACAGCUGGUGCUGCAUCAGUUGAGGACUUGUUGAGAGAGAUCAAUCCUACUAGUUGUGAACCAGGUCCACAAGGUUUCCUACAAUAUGUCGAUCAGUCAUCACUAAAAGAGAUGGCUGCACUCAAACAACAACAACAACUAUACAAUCAUCAACAACAACAUUAUCACAUGCAGCAACAGCAGCAGCAACAACAACAUCAUCAACAAAUGAUGUACCAUCAACAACAGUCACAACUACAGUCACAACAAUCACAAUACAUUCACAAUCAUACAAUGUCCACUACUACAACAUCAACAGCAACAUCACAACAGAGAAUGAAUGGUGGAUCAUCUGGAGGCACGACAUCUGGAGGUAUCUUUGGAUUCAAGAGUGGCAGCAGCAACAACAACAAUAAUACAGUCUCUGGCUCAGUCUCUGGUACAGGCGCAGGCGCAAGUAGAACCAACGAUGAUAGGAAGAGUUCAAGAGCGAGUAGAUUGAUCAAUAAUGAGGACGAACGACGACGACGAAAGGAACAGAAACGCGCGAGGGCAAAGGAGAAGCCUAUCUUUGUCUCAAAGGUGGACGACCUGCCGCCCGAGUGCAUCAAGAUGAUCAAGAAGUCAAAGAUCCCAGACGAGCAGUUGCGCGAGCACUUUGAGAUCCUGCUGCCCAUCCUGCGCUUCCGCACGGGCUUCAAUCUGCGCUCGGCCAACAACUCGCGCAAGUCGGUGCAGAUCCAGCCGAUGGCCAUCGUCUCGCCCGAGACCUCGCCAACAAUGAGCGCCACGACCACCACCACUACUGUCACAGCGUCGUCCUCGAUGGGACCGAUGCGAUACGACACCACCAACAGCAAGAACAGCGUAAACAACAAUGUCUACAACGAGGACGACUCGUACGAUGAGUCUCGUCUCGAGCAAUCCAUCCUGCCCAAGGGCUCCGUCGAGUUGUUCGAGAAGGGCGACGUCAAGAAACUGUAUAAAGGACUCAAACAGAUUGGAAGCGGAGGAUUUGGAAGUGUGUUCUUGGCCAAGUCCACGUUGGACAAAUGCGAGAUCGCAAUUAAGAAGAUAGCGCACACGACGCCAAAGGCAAAGAGGACCAACUUGAAUGAGAUUGGCUUCUUGCACUUUUGUAAUCAUCCCAAUAUUGUAAAGUAUUUCCGUAGCCACUUGGUGGACGAGCAGGUGUGGAUCGCCAUGGAGUACAUGCAGGGUGGCACGCUCACCGAGGCCUGCUCCAAUCACACGUUCAACGAGAGCUGCAUAGCAUAUGUCGCCAAGGGCAUGCUGGAAGGUCUAAAGUACCUCCACUCGCACAACCUAGUCCAUCGCGACAUUAAGUCUGGCAACAUCAUGAUGACAAUCGAAGGAAAGAUCAAGAUAGUUGACUUUGGACUUUGCGUGGACGCCACUCAACGCAAGUUGACACACAUGGCAGGAUCACCAUUUUGGAUGUCACCAGAGAUGAUCAAGGGCAUUGAGUAUGGAUGCGUGUCUGACAUUUGGAGCUUUGGUAUAUGCUUGCUGGAGUUGGCAAAUGGACAGCCACCCAAUCGCAAGUCAUCACUCAAUGCCAUGUUUGCCAUUGCCACCUAUGGAUGCACUGGUCUCGAUCGUCCAGAGCUGUGGUCCGACUCAUUCAAACACUUCCUCACCCUAUGUCUCGAAGUUGAUCCAUCAAAGCGACAUUCUGCCGAACAGUUGCUAAAGCAUCCUUGGCUACAGAUGUCAGAGAAUCCAGAGACGAUGAAGAAGGUAUUGACUCAGAUAUUUAUAUCAAAUGCCAUGCACCAGUUGGAGGCG